Messenger RNA from Aspergillus melleus, 228 nucleotides. RefSeq lists its product as uncharacterized. The record is from RefSeq and is a predicted model, not a curated record. The coding region runs from base 1 to 228 and encodes 75 amino acids. NCBI's taxonomy places the organism in Eukaryota, Fungi, Ascomycota, Eurotiomycetes, Eurotiales, Aspergillaceae. The transcript has 2 exons.
AUGUCCAACCGAUACAGCAAACAAGACCAACUCCCCGCCGAGGUAGAUGACGACGACUUCGACCAGAGCCCCAUGCUAGCUGACGACGCCGAUUCCGAGGAACAACUCGAACGCGACGAGGACGAUGCCAUUGACAAGUCGAACAUCAUCCCCGGAGACGGUCUGCGUCAUGCGAAGCCCCAGACUCAGAACCAGUACAGCGAGGGACCGGACGAGGAUGAUAUAUAA